CCCCGCCACACGCACGCCGCGCGCGCCCGCCCGCCCGGCUCCUGGUUGCUAUAAAGGGAAGGCGGGCUGUGAGCACUUGAAGCUUAGUACCGCCCUUUGCAUCCACUUUCAUCGCUUCUUGCUGUCGUUCGUCAGACCUCAGCCGCCAAAAUGGUGAAGCAGAUCGAGAGCAAGUUGGCUUUUGAGGAAGCCUUGCGCAGUGCAGGAAAUCAGCUCGUAGUCGUUGACUUCUCAGCCACGUGGUGUGGGCCUUGCAAAAUGAUCAAGCCGUUCUUUCAUUCCCUGUCUGAAAAGUAUUCCAAUGUCGUGUUCCUUGAAGUAGAUGUGGAUGACUGUCAGGAUGUUGCUUCAGAGUGUGAAGUCAAAUGCAUGCCAACCUUCCAAUUUUUUAAAAAUGGACAAAAGGUGGGUGAAUUUUCUGGAGCUAAUAAGGAAAAACUUGAAUCCACCAUCAAUGAAUUAAUCUAAUUAUGUUUUCUGAAAACAUAACCAGUCAUUGGCUCUUUAAAACUUAUAAUUUUUUUUUUAUUUACAAAAGAAAAAAUCAAGUCGAAAAUUAUGUUCAAUUGCCAUCCAAUUAUAAAUGAGAAUAAAAUAUUAAUUCUACUGUUUUUAAAA
Messenger RNA from Rhinolophus ferrumequinum (greater horseshoe bat), 618 nucleotides. RefSeq names its product thioredoxin (gene TXN). The record is from RefSeq and is a predicted model, not a curated record. Lineage: Eukaryota; Metazoa; Chordata; Mammalia; Chiroptera; Rhinolophidae. The transcript is spliced from 5 exons. Bases 151 to 468 code for a protein of 105 amino acids. Gene Ontology annotation, molecular function: protein-disulfide reductase activity.